UUAAUAACGUAUAUUAAUCCGCGACACAGAUUCUGCCUGCCCCACAUAUGUUUGCUGGUUAUCACGAUCCUGUAGAACGUUUCCACGAUAAAAGCCGAACUGAUAACACUAUCAAUUAUACGUCGUGCCGAACAACUGCCGACUGCCUUUUUUUCUAUGAGACCGAUACGAAUUGCAAUUUACAAACGACGAAUGAGCGAUUUGUUUUUUUUUGUUACAGCUUGAAAUUAAUAUUGCGAACCCGAUGGAACCGAUCAUUUAGUGUAGUUAGUUGUUGUUCUCUUACGUGCCCGGCAAUCGAAAAUCGGGAUUUCUGCGUCGCAGACACUGAAAUAUCGAUUUCCAUGCCCGGUGUUUGACUACGAUGCAGCGGAUCAAAAUGUUUACCGUAGUGUUAUUCCGUAACCGAUGGAAGGAUCCGUUUACCGUCUACCCGGCGUUGACAGACUGGACACGUCGACGAGGGAUACACACUUCGGGCACGACCCUUGAGUUCCACGAAUAUGAUAAGCGGAGCGGCUACGAUACUGGAUUGGAGAUCGCUGACACGCGCACCGAAAGAAUCCGUCUGGGACUGAAACAGCUCAAAAAAGAAAUAAAACUAUGGAAAAAAGAAAUGAAAGAAGUUCUCAUAAAUGACCCCAUACUCGAUUACAGAGCAGGAGAAGUUGAUGUGUUUUGGAGAUUUUACGAAGAAUCUUCAUUGGAUCAUUGGAUUGUCACAAGUGAUAGUGAUCAUGCUGAGGGUUUUAGUAAAUGUGAUUUAAAAAUUGGUAAUCAGGGUUAUGGGCUAUUUCAUGGAAAUCUAUGUUCGAGAGUCCCAAAGGAUGGAAGGAUUCAAAAUUCUGGUUAUUGCAAUAUGAUAACAAAACGCGUUUCGAAAUCUUUUCAACGAGACAGUUUUUUGGACUGGAGUCCUUACACACAUCUCAAUUUACGUUUAAGAGGCGAUGGACGAAGUUAUUUAAUAAACAUACAUGUGUCUGGACAGUUUGAUAUUAUGUGGAAUGAUGUAUUUACGUUUGUGCUGUAUACUCGAGGUGGACCAUAUUGGCAAACAACAAGAAUACCAUUUUCAAAAUUUUUUUUUGCUAGCAAAGGACGGAUACAAGAUAAGCAAGCACCAUUACCACUCUAUAGAGUUACUCAUUUUGGUAUUACUGUAUCGGAUAAAGCUGAUGGUCCUUUUCAGUUAGAAAUUGAUUAUAUAGGUGCUGAUUAUGAUCCUACCCAUCAUGAAGAGACUGCAUAUGAAAUGUAUGAAGUUCAACAAAAUUAUAUAAUUGGUACAUGAACUCAUAACUGGUUAUAGUGUUUCUUUAUAGCUUAAUUAUGUUUAUGUUGACUAUUUUGCUAAAUAAUAGUUGAAAUUUGAACUUCUAUCAUCUAUUAAAUGAUAAUAUUUGAAUUAUUAUUUUUUUUAUCAAUUGUGAGAUAUUGAUGAUACCAAAUACAUUUUUAUUAUGAUGUACUAGAGACAUCAGAAAAGCAUAGUUUAUCUGACUUUCAAAACUUUUUAAGUAUUCAUCUUCGUUGUUAAAUAAAACUAAGUGUUUCCAAUAAAAUUGUAAAACAAUA
Myzus persicae (green peach aphid) is the source of this 1578-nucleotide messenger RNA. It is a transcript of the gene CIA30, whose product is annotated as complex I intermediate-associated protein 30, mitochondrial. Gene Ontology annotation, biological process: mitochondrial respiratory chain complex I assembly; mitochondrial electron transport, NADH to ubiquinone. Gene Ontology annotation, cellular component: mitochondrion. Bases 365 to 1294 code for a protein of 309 amino acids. The transcript is spliced from 4 exons. NCBI's taxonomy places the organism in Eukaryota, Metazoa, Arthropoda, Insecta, Hemiptera, Aphididae. The record is from RefSeq and is a predicted model, not a curated record.